Molecule: messenger RNA, 297 nt
Organism: Spirometra erinaceieuropaei
Lineage: Eukaryota; Metazoa; Platyhelminthes; Cestoda; Diphyllobothriidea; Diphyllobothriidae
Source: the annotation of a GenBank genome assembly
AUGGGUGACUUAGCUGUAGACCUUACAGCGCCCAGUUGGACAAUAGAAGUUAUCGGUCUAGCUGAUGUAGACGGAAUUUCAUGUGUCUCAGCGGGACUAUCCGGAGGAUACGAAACGACAAAUGGGGCUGCUGCUGCUGCUGCUGCUGCUGCUGCUGCUGCUGCUGCUGCUGCUGCUGCUGCUGCUGCUGCUGCUGCUGCUGCUGCUGCUGCUGCUGCUGCUGCUGCUGCUGCUGCUGCUGCUGCUGCUGCUGCUGCAACUUUAGGGGCAGGCAAAUGCGUCAAGUGGCUUGAGUGA